AUGCAUAAACCUAGAAGACGGCUUUCACAGACCUCCGUCAGACACUUGGUCCGAGCCGGGAGUAGCCAGUUAAGCUGCAAAUUGGAGACAGCGUUCCCCACACAAGCAUGCCCACUACCAGUACCUCUCUCGUACACACUCGCCACACUAUUUUACUUAAGCACCCUGGGUGCGAGCGCGCCCCCAUCAGGACCCACAGACACCACGAGAGGUAGUGUGCACGCUCUAAGGGCGUCUAACGGACAUGAGCGUGAACUCUUUGAAUUUGCGGAAGGCAACGUACCCCUAUAUAAGGCGCGCCAUCGCGACACGCGGCGCCAGAAGCGGUCUGUAGCCAAGACAGCACCUCACCGAGCCGUUGGUUCCAGUUCGAGUCCUGACCCGGGGAUUGCUACGAACGCCACCGCAGACUUUACAGAAGCGCGACACUUCGUCGACAGCACUCAGGUCAUGGAAUCUCAUUCCGGGUGCAGCCACACUGACGCCGACUAUCGCAACAUGGGAGUCGACGGCGACGGAGAACUGCGUGAUGUGCCGCCUACCGUGACCUCGGUGGUUGUGACGGGGAGAGACGAGGCUACACGGUCCGAACCUGAGGUUGGAAGAGCAGCAGCAGCAGCGAACAACCUUGGCGAGGGAGGGGCCACCCCCUCGGAAGUCGAAACCCGUCCGGGCGGUGGCGGUGGCGUCCACGAGCGCCCGCUGCCGCAGGCGGAGGUGGCCCCCAUGGCCGCGGAGGGGCCACAGGUCGCUGGGAGGAAGCGGCGCCGCAUCCGCGCCGCUUUUACGCGGUUGCAGGUGCAGGAGCUGGAGACUUUUUUCCACCGCGGCCACUACCCCGACUUGUUCCAGCGAGAGCAGAUUGCAAGACGCCUGAAUGUGACUGAAGCCAGAGUGCAGGUUUGGUUUCAGAACCGAAGGGCCAAGUGGAGAAGACACCAGAGGGCACUGAUGUACAGAAAUCUGAUCCCCAUUGCCUUUGGCCCCCCUAUGGGGGUAAUCAUUGAUGGGGCCUAUGCUGCCAUCCCUGUUCUGGAGCCUACAUGGAGAUUUUUUCCUCUGGUGCCAGGUCCAAUCAUGCCACCAGGGCCACCCCCACCACCUGGGCCACCCCCACCACCUGGGCCACCUCAGCCUCCUAGGCAGCCCGUAAUGCCUGUGCCACUCCCGCAACCUGCGCCUGCGUUCGCUUUUGCUCCAGUAGGUAUGGCAUGGGCCCCUGUCAUCAAUGGUCAUUUUGUAGGCCCCUUUUUCUGAAGUAUGGUCUUCAUGACAAUUUUUCCAAAGUAUUUUUCU
Rhinolophus ferrumequinum (greater horseshoe bat) is the source of this 1296-nucleotide messenger RNA. RefSeq names its product ESX homeobox 1 (gene ESX1). The transcript is spliced from 5 exons. Gene Ontology annotation, biological process: regulation of transcription by RNA polymerase II. Lineage: Eukaryota; Metazoa; Chordata; Mammalia; Chiroptera; Rhinolophidae. Gene Ontology annotation, molecular function: DNA-binding transcription factor activity, RNA polymerase II-specific; RNA polymerase II transcription regulatory region sequence-specific DNA binding. The coding region runs from base 1 to 1257 and encodes 418 amino acids. The record is from RefSeq and is a predicted model, not a curated record.